AUGGGCGCUGUUAAUAACUAUUACGUCGCUGUUAUGAAAAGUAACGUAACUAAAUGGGCUGUUCGCAUAAGAAGAGUAGAUGAAGGUUCCUCUGUAUCUGGUAAAGCUGAGGAUGGUUCUGAAAAUUCUCUGCCUGAAGAUUUCCCUCUUUACCAACCUUGGGAGUUUAAAUUACUCGAAAAUGAGGAAAAGAAAGUAGCGGUGAAUCCUUUGAAUGACAAAAAUUUAGGCAAGGGCAAGAGCGUUCCUAAGAAACCCACCUCAAAAUUUGUAUCCAAGAUAACUACGUUAAAAGAUGAUGUCUCUAGGAAGCGUGCGAGAUAUGAUUCUUCCUCAAGUUCGAAAUCUUCAGAUGAAGAUACUUUUGUUUCUGAAGAAGAGGUAUCGAUCGAUUUGUAUCAGAAGAAAUUAUCUGAUCUUUUUUCUGGAGAUGGUUUUGCUACUCUUGAGGAUGAUGAAAUGGAUCGUGCUUUCAAAAUGGUCUCAAAGAUCUGUACUGCUUCUAAUUGGGAAGAUCGGUCUCUUCGUGGAGCUGCCUCUUGGAUAAACCCAGAUUUUCAAUUUGCGAUGAAUGGCUUGAAUGCUCGCAUAUCUUAUGCGAUUUCUUUAGACAAUGAAAGAAAUCUUCGCAAGUUGCAAGAUGAGAAUGCCAAGCUGAGACAUGAGAAGUCUAAUCUUUCGGAUGUGAGUGCGAAUCUUACAAGCGAGAAUACAAAACUUAGAAAUGAGAAUUUAACUAAUUCUCAAAACCCAAGAAAUAAACAAGGAACUCAUUGGUAUGUGACUUAUAUUUUCUCACUCCUUUUCUUUUAUGCGAUCAUUCGCACUUCUUACUUAGUUAUCUUCGCAGACCUGUAUGACCUUUCAGAUGAAGCGGCUAAUCUUCCUGAUGCUGAAAUUCUUUUAGAGCACCUCAAUUCCUCUUUAAAUAAUUACCCUACUCAAGGAUUUGAAAACCUUAGCUUGGAAGAGUUAAAAUUAAAAUAUACCACCCUUAGAAAAUGCCAUAGAAGUGCAUUAUCCUCUGCCAAUAGUUUUAAACGACGUUUUUAUGAGAAGAGGGAAGCAAUUCAAGUAUUGGAGGCGAAGAAGAACACACUUAUUAUUGAAAAAGAUGAAAUCGCUCUUAAGGGUGCGAAGGCACUAGAACAUUUUCAAGAAUCUAUUAUUGAAUUUAAAAUAGAACGUGAUUUAGCUUUUCGUGAGAGGGACAUGCUUAUCGAGGAGAGAAACUUAAUUCGAUCUCAACUCCUUAUAGAAAAGAAAGAGAAGGAGUAUCAAAAGAGAAUUGUAGAGUUAGAAACUGGCUUAAAUGCUAAAGAAGAAGAAUCAUCCGCUUGUAACUCUAAGUAUCAGCAAUUGAAGGUAAAUUGGUUCAACUUAGUCCAAAACAACAGUAACGAUGCCAAUCGCUCUCGUGAGGCUGCUGUUAAAAGAGUUUGUCUGGAGAAUGAAGACUCUGAAGAAGAUUCCAAAGAAGAAGCUAGUAAUUCCGAAACUGAACGAAAUGAGGAAGAUGAAAAUUGA
Messenger RNA from Papaver somniferum (opium poppy), 1527 nucleotides. RefSeq names its product kelch repeat-containing protein 1-like. The transcript has 6 exons. The coding region runs from base 1 to 1527 and encodes 508 amino acids. The record is from RefSeq and is a predicted model, not a curated record. Lineage: Eukaryota; Viridiplantae; Streptophyta; Magnoliopsida; Ranunculales; Papaveraceae.